AUGGAGCGCGGGCUGCACCUCGGCGCAGCCGCCUCGGGCGAAGACGACCUCUUUCUGCACAAGAGCCUGAGCGCCUCCACCGCAAAGCGCUUGGAGGCGGUUUUCCGCUCCACGCCCCCGGGCAUGGACCUGUCCCUGGCGCCGCCGCCCCGGGAGCGCCCGGCGUCGUCCUCCUCCUCGCCCCUGGGCUGCUUCGAGCCGGCUGACCCCGAGGGGGCAGGGCUGCUGCUGCCACCGCCUGGAGGAGGCGGCGGCGGCGCGGGAGGCGGCGGCGGCGGCGGCGGCGGCGGGGUGGGCGUCCCCGGGCUGCUCGUGGGCUCUGCCGGCGUUGGGGGCGACCCUAGCCUGAGCAGUCUGCCGGCUGGGGCCGCCCUGUGCCUCAAAUACGGCGAGAGUGCGAGCCGCGGCUCGGUGGCCGAGAGCAGCGGGGGCGAGCAGAGCCCCGACGACGACAGCGACGGCCGCUGCGAGCUGGUGCUGCGGGCCGGAGGCGCCGACCCGCGGGCCUCCCCGGGCGCGGGAGGCGGCGGCGCCAAGGCGGCCGAGGGCUGCUCCAACGCCCACCUCCACGGCGGCGCCAGCGCCCCCUCGGGGGGCCCCGGCGGCGGCGGCGGCAGCGGCGGGGGUAGCAGCGGCGGCGGCGGCGGCGGCAGCGGCGGCAGCGGCGGCGGCAGCAGCAGCAGCAAGAAAUCCAAAGAGCAAAAGGCGCUGCGGCUCAACAUCAACGCCCGGGAGCGCCGGCGGAUGCACGACCUGAACGACGCGCUGGACGAGCUGCGCGCGGUCAUCCCCUACGCGCACAGCCCCUCGGUGCGGAAGCUCUCCAAGAUCGCCACGCUGCUGCUCGCCAAGAACUACAUCCUCAUGCAGGCGCAGGCCCUGGAGGAGAUGCGGCGCCUCGUCGCCUACCUCAACCAGGGCCAGGCCAUCUCGGCCGCCUCGCUGCCCAGCUCCGCGGCGGCGGCGGCGGCCGCCGCUGCCCUGCACCCGGCGCUCGGCGCCUACGAGCAGGCUGCCGGCUACCCGUUCAGCGCCGGGCUGCCCCCGGCCGCCUCCUGUCCGGAGAAGUGCGCCCUGUUUAACAGCGUCUCCUCCAGCCUCUGCAAACAGUGCACGGAGAAGCCUUAAACACACCCCCGGAAAACACUAGACCGACCCCAAAGCUAGAGGAAAGUGAAAAGCUGCCCCCCACCCCUUUUACUUUGGUCCUCUCGUAGUUGUGAAACACUUGCAAACAAAACAGAGGCGAAAACUGAGAAGUAUCAGAGACAAACGGGACUUUUAGCCUCGACAUCCCCAGAAUCUCGGUCUUUGGGGUGGGGAGGGAGGGAGGAGGGAGGUGGAGUUGGGAUGAAGUAUGGAUGUUUUUUUUUUUUUUUCUCAGAAAAGUGGCAACUUUGGUGGCAGCCUAGACCGCAAGGAAGCUUAAAAUAUAAGUUGGGAAGUAGUCGCUUGGUUAUUAAGCGUGGAGAGUAUUUAUUAAAUGGCAAAAUACUAAUCCUACUAAUAAUUGUGAAUUUGGCUAGUGCUGAGGGGCAGAGGAGGAGUCCGGGGUUGGGUGGCUUGUGGGAUGAAUAUUCAUUCAGACAAAUCAGAAAGGGCACUUGAAAAUAAAUUUUGAUUCUGAGCCAGGAGAAAAACUUGAAAUGUAGACUUAUUUAAGUGGGGGAAGAAAACCAGAAAGAGACACAUUGCUAUGAAAGACUUGUAUUUUUUAUUGUCUCUGAACUUUAAUCCUGUGAAAAUGCUCAAAAGUUUUGGCAAGAGUGAUAUAAAAAAAAAAAAAACUGACUGUGGCUGAAAGAAUUGCAUUUAAAAAUAUUUAUGUGCACCUUGUUACUUUUCACUCUGCAAUGAUGUAUUAACAAUUCAUGGUAUUUAUUUGUUAUUCUUCAGUGACCCUUCCACAUCAACAAUAUUUAUCAUGUGUUAAGGUCAUGGGUCUUUUGUGCAGAUUUUUUUUAAUGCCUCUAAAAUUCUGUUUUAUAGAUUAACUUAUACUGUGUGCCAAGUGUUUAAAAGGUUUAUUUGCCAACAAGUAUGAAGAGACAUAUUGAUGUAUCUGAGCUGCUUAGGUUUAUCAAAGGUCACCUGGAUAUUUUCAGUUGCAUCAUCCCUGUAUUUAAAUUGAGCUUUAAUAAAUUGCUUCAGUCCAAAAAUUACAGGAAGGUGUAUUCUUAAUUGAUGAAUGAAUUGAUCUCUUUUUUUGAAAGGGGACUCCUUUGCAUUCUAAAAGGGAAGGACAUCACAGCAAUAGAUCCUAUAAGUAAGAACAUGCUAAGCAAAUAUUUUUCCAGGCUGUGCUGUGCAUUUUUAAAAGGUCUAAUUUAAUUGCUUUUAAUAUAUAUGUACAUAUAUAAGUUAUUUUAACUGUGGAGAAUUAUUUAAGUUAAAAGACUGGUUUGAUUUGCCUAUGGUGUGAAUCCUUUGUUAUUUUUCUAAAAAAAAAAAAUAAAAUUUAAAAGAAAUAAAAUAAAACUAAGGAAGAGCAAGAAGCUAUUUACCCAAAGUGAGCUUUCAGUUUUAGUUUGCAUGGCUGUUUGCCUGCCUUUCUAUCCUAUGAAAAUCAAGAAAACCUUUUUUAAAAAUGGAGUCCUGCUAUUUUCCACUCCUUGCAGAUAAUACAAAUUCAGCUUGUCAGGUUGGACGGCGAGUUGGGAGCUAUGAUGGAUUUACUGGCGGGUUUUGGAUGUGUAAAGAAUGAUAUAUAUAUCAAAUAGGUCAAUCAGACUAUGACAGCUAUGUACGACCAUUUGUAUGUGUAUCUAUGU
Lynx canadensis (Canada lynx) is the source of this 2771-nucleotide messenger RNA. It is a transcript of the gene BHLHE22, whose product is annotated as basic helix-loop-helix family member e22. Bases 1 to 1128 code for a protein of 375 amino acids. Lineage: Eukaryota; Metazoa; Chordata; Mammalia; Carnivora; Felidae. The transcript has a single exon. The record is from RefSeq and is a predicted model, not a curated record. Gene Ontology annotation, molecular function: protein dimerization activity.